Messenger RNA from Xenia sp. Carnegie-2017, 2017 nucleotides. Its product is annotated as glycogen synthase kinase-3 beta-like. Gene Ontology annotation, molecular function: protein serine/threonine kinase activity; ATP binding. Gene Ontology annotation, biological process: signal transduction; protein phosphorylation; negative regulation of canonical Wnt signaling pathway. The transcript has 9 exons. Bases 302 to 1573 code for a protein of 423 amino acids. Gene Ontology annotation, cellular component: axon; cytosol; cytoplasm. Lineage: Eukaryota; Metazoa; Cnidaria; Anthozoa; Malacalcyonacea; Xeniidae. The record is from RefSeq and is a predicted model, not a curated record.
UGAUUUUGAACUGAAUUUUUUUGAAGAAAAGACUGAAAAGAGUAGCGGAUUCGUACUGGGUUGACUAUUUUGUAUCAUCCUAAUGGCAGCUUAAGGGAUUUGAAAAAUCGGAAUUCUCUGAAGUCGGAGAAAUUAUGUAAUUUGAUUGAAUACACUUGCAAUUUAUCGACUGAAGAAAAACAGAGUAAAGCCUUUCUCCCUUAAUACGUUUUUGAUAUGUUGUUUAUAAUAACAAAACGCUGAAGUAACCAGUGCGUGGUUUUGGUUGCCAAAUACACUCAGCUUAUAUUUUGGUUAAAAGAUGAGUGGAAGGCCUCGGACAACCUCUUUUGCUGAUAAUGGGAAAUCUCAAGGUUCCUCUUAUGGCGGAGUUAAAGUCAGUCGGGACAAAGAUGGAGGGAAAGUUACUACUGUCAUUGCAACAUCAGGUUCUUUGCCCGACCGAACUCAAGAAAUAAGUUAUGCUGACACUAAAGUUAUAGGAAAUGGGUCAUUUGGUGUUGUUUAUCAGGCAAGAUUGUGUGAUGGAGAUAUUCCUGUUGCUAUUAAAAAAGUUUUACAGGAUAAAAGAUUCAAGAACAGAGAACUUCAAAUUAUGAGAAAAUUAGAUCAUUGCAAUAUUGUCAAAUUAAAGUAUUUCUUUUAUUCAAGUGGAGAAAAGAGAGAAGAAAUAUACUUGAACUUGGUGUUAGAAUAUGUGCCAGAAACUGUUUAUCGAGUUGCAAGACAUUAUAACAAAAACAAACAAACAAUCCCCUUAGUUCAUGUCAAGUUAUAUAUGUACCAGCUGUUUCGCUCAUUAUCAUACAUCCAUUCACAAGGAAUUUGUCAUAGAGAUAUCAAACCACAAAAUCUAUUACUUGAUCCUGACACAGCUGUAUUAAAACUAUGUGAUUUUGGAAGUGCCAAAGUCCUUGUCAAAGGUGAACCAAAUGUUGCUUAUAUUUGUUCACGUUAUUACCGUGCGCCUGAAUUGAUAUUUGGUGCAACUGAUUACACAUCAAAUAUAGAUGUUUGGUCGGCUGGAUGUGUUCUAGCUGAACUUCUUCUUGGACAGCCUAUAUUUCCUGGUGACAGUGGCGUAGAUCAACUUGUAGAAAUUAUUAAAGUACUUGGAACUCCCUCCAGAGAACAAAUCAAAGAAAUGAAUCCUCAUUAUACAGAAUUUAAAUUUCCCCAAAUAAAGCCUCAUCCUUGGAGCAAGGUAUUUCGACCUCGCGUUCCUCCCGAAGCAACUUUACUGUGUAGUAAACUACUUGAGUAUACUCCAUCAAAAAGACUUUCUCCAGUUGAAGCAUGUGCUCAUAAUUUCUUUGCUGAAUUGAGAGAUGCUAAUACUAGUUUACCAAAUGGAAAAGAGCUACCGCCUUUGUUUAACUUCAGUUCUUCAGAACUUGCAAUAAAGCCUUCACUGAAUGCAACCUUAAUUCCAUCUCAUGUGAAGAAUAUGUCGUCAGGUACAGUAGCAGGAACUGCGACAAACACAUCAACAGAUUCAUCGGCACCAAGCACUAGUAGCACUGCAUUAAUGGAUGGUACGACUUCAUCCUCUGUUGCUACUGCUGCAUCAUAAACUGUAAAAGUGUACAAUGCAUUUGUCUUUUCCAUGUAUUUUAACUGUGAGAAUGUGUGUUUUUGUGCGUCGUGCGUACCUAUUUUAUUUUGCCAUUGUUUGCCUGGGAGAGCUUGCUUUGGACGUGAGAAAGAGCAGUUCUUUAUCAAAAGGAGAGUUUGAACUGAACAUAAGAACACUAUUUUAAUUUUAACCAAUAAUCUAAUUUUAAACUAGUUUAAAAAAGGGAAAUCAUCAGCAUCGUUUUAAACUAAAAUUUCUUACGUUGUACUGUACGAAAAUAUAUUAAUCUAGUGUAAAUUAUUUAAACUUAAGUGACAGUCAGAGAAUAUCGUGGGAUAUUAUUAGCAUUUCUUUUACUUUAAUAUUACUUGGUGCUGUUGCUGACUGCCAGUGAUAUAGCUAUUGUAAAAUGUGGCAAAAUAUAUAUUUCUUGUACAGUAA